AUGAAGGCGGUCCAGUCGGUGGUUUUGGGAAAUACCGGGCCGGAUCAUCCUGACCAAAUUCCCUACAUACUCACUUGGUUGGAUAUCGCCACUACCCAUCCCCCUUAUGUCAGGGCCUAUGGUCCCCCCGAAAGUCGGGACACGCGCUUGCCGUCCCGGCAGAAGCGCCCCUCCUGCUGUCUGGGCAAGGCUAGUGUUAUUCUGCCAGCAGUCCCGUCAGGCCGUCCUGCCCCGGAGUCCAAAAAAACCCAGACCGUUUUACCAGAUGAGACCGAUCCUCUGGAUUUUCCACCCCUGCCCUAUCCCGCUCCUAGCCCCAGGCCGCCUACUGCGCCACCGGCUCCUCAGGGGUCUGUGGCCGGGGACAGGGAGCGUGGCUGUGACCGCCACCCCGAGGGAUCGGGUUCGCGUUCUCCCUCUUGCUCUGCCUCGCCUCCUGACUCCCCACCACGGCGCAUUUGCCGCCCACGACGGGCCUGCCACUCCUGCGACCCUUCCCCGGAGCGUCCCAAAGGGGUCAAGCCCUCAGCUCCUCCGGCUCUUCUGCCACUCCAGGAAGUGGCUCCUGCCCCGGGGGCGCAGGACGGGGCAAGACCCUUCCUGGUCUAUGUGCCCUUUUCUACCAGUGAUCUGUAUAACUGGAAGCAACAGAAUCCCUCUUUUUCGGAAAAACCCCAUGGGUUAAUUUCCCUCCUGGAAACAGUCUUUCACACCCAUCGCCCUACCUGGGACGACUGUCAACAAUUGUUGCAGGUGCUCUUUACGUCGGAGGAACGGGACUGCAUUCAAAUGGAGGCUCAAAAGCAGGUCUUGAGGGCGGAUGGCCGACCAACAACCGACCCGGCUACACUUGAGGCAACCCUCCCCACCCAGAGACCAGAUUGGGACCCAAACACGGAUGCAGGUGAAGGGGCUCUGACCAGGUACCGCCAACUUCUACUCCAGGGCCUUAGGGGAGCGGCCCGUAAGCCUACCAAUCUGUCUAAGGUCAGUGAGGUAGUUCAGGGCCCCCGGGAGUCCCCUGCUGCUUACUUAGAAAGGCUUCUGGAGGCAUAUAGGCAAUAUACCCCCAUAGACCCCUGAGCCCCCGAGAAUGCAAGAGCAGUUAACAUCACUUUCGUAGCCCAGGCAGCCCUGGACAUACGGAAAAAGAUUCAGAAACUCGAUGGGUUCGAGGGAAAGAAUCUGUCUGAGUUAACUGAGGUUGCCCAAAAGGUCUUCAAUAAUAGGGAAGACCCCGAGGUGACGGAAACAAAAAAAUUGACCAAGGUGGUCUUGGCCACCCUGGGUGGUUCAGCCCCGGCACGACGGGGCCGAGGCCCAUUGGCCAGGGACCAAUGUGCGUAUUGCAAGGAGCGAGGACACUGGAAGAAUGAGUGCCCUCUUCGGCAAGGGCCCCUCCGCGGGCAGGUGUUCCCGGCACAAACCAUCUUCCCAAAAGGAAUAUGGACGGGCAUUGUGUUGGGGGAAGGGCUCUCCCAGUGGGAAGACAAGAAGGGGGUGGGAGGCCAGGGCUCCAUGAAUCUAGGCCCCCGGGAGCCACUGGUCACGUUAACCGUGGGGGGGGGGCAACCGACUACGUUUCUGGUUGAUACAGGGGCAGCUCAUUCGGUUCUCAAGCGGCCCGUAGGCCCCCUGUCAGGAAAAACUACCCAGAUUGUGGGGGCCACAGGACAGCCCAAAUCACACCCCUGGACGUCCGCCUGGGUCACGGACCUGGGCAAAGGGACAGUGACUCAUUCCUUCAUGGUCAUUCCUGAGUGCCCCUAUCCGCUGUUAGGCCGAGACUUGCUAUGCAGAUUAAGGGCACAGGUCUCGUUCCGGGACGAUGGCACCUAUUUGACAAUCGGUCAACCUUCUGAACCACUUCCUCUAUUGGCCCUAAUGGUGCCUCUGCAGGAGGAGUACCUCUUCUUCCAGGCAGAGGUCGAGGCCACGGGAGGGUCGAGGGCGCUUUCCCAGAUGCAGCAAGAGAUUCCGGGUGUCUGGGCAGAGACCAAUCCUCCGGGUCUGGCCGCUCACCAGCCUCCUGUGGUAGUACAGGUCCUGAGGUCAGCCACCCCUUUCCGUAAGCCACAAUACCCCAUUUCCACUCAAGCAAAAUUAGGUAUUAGAAAACAUAUCCUGAGACUCUUGGGGGCUGGUAUCCUCGUCCCAUGCAGGUCUCUCUGGAAUACCCCUCUCUUGCCGGUUAAAAAACUGGGAACAGAGGACUAUAGGCCUGUGCAGGAUCUAAGAGAGGUAAAUGCUAGGGUGGAGACGGUCCAUCCCACUGUUCCGAACCCCUAUACCCUGCUCAGUCGGCUGCCCCCUGACCAUGAAUGGUAUUCUGUCCUUGAUUUGAAAGACGCCUUUUUCUGCAUACCCCUCGCACCCGUAAGCCAGCCUCUUUUUGCAUUUGAAUGGACUGACCCUGAACAGGGGAUCUCUGGUCAACUCACCUGGACUCGAUUGCCACAAGGUUUCAAAAACUCCCCAACCCUCUUUGAUGAAGCCUUAAGUAGGGACUUGUUCCCCUUUCAGGAGUCCCACCCUGAAGUGACGCUACUCCAGUACGUGGAUGACCUGCUCCUGGCGGGGUGCUCCGAACAAGUCUGCUGGGCCGCAACGCGGGAUCUUCUCCAGACUCUUUGUACCCUCGGCUAUUGGGUGUCCGCUAAGAAGGCUCAAAUUUGUCUCCAGCAAGUCUCUUACCUGGGCUACACUCUCUCUAAGGGGACGAGGAACCUUUCAGCGAGUCGGAUGCAGGCUAUUAUGGCCAUUCCGACUCCCACCACCAAACGGCAGGUACGUGAGUUCCUAGGGGCAGUGGGUUACUGCCGAUUAUGGAUCCUAGGGUUCGCUGAAAUUGCGAAACCCCUGUACUCCAGCACGGGGGGAAAGGGAGACUCCCUCACCUGGACCGAGACUGAACAACUGGCAUUUUAGGCUCUCAAGAGGGCUGUUACUUCCGCGCCUGCUCUGGCCUUGCCGGACCUCCAGAAACCCUUCCAGCUGUUUGUUGCCGAAGUCCGAGGGACGGCCAAGGGGGUCCUAACUCAAACCGUUGGACCUUGGAAGAGGCCAGUGGCGUAUUUGUCCAAGCGGCUGGACCCUGUGGCCGCAGGCUGGCCCACAUGCAUGUGGGCCAUAGCCGCCAUGGCAGUGUUGGUUAAAGAAGCAAAGAAGCUGACCCUGGGCCAGGACUUGCAGGUGAUCGGAGCCCAUACAGUAGAAACCCUUCUCAGAAGCCCCCCAGACCGCUGGAUUUCCAACACCCACGUCACCCAGUAUCAGGUGCUUCUGCUUGAUCUGCCCCGGGUCACCUUCUUAAAAACUGCCAUUCUGAACCCUGCAACGCUCUUGCCGGACGAUGACCCCAAGGAACCCAUACACGACUGCUCGGAAGUCCUGGAUACUCUCGCUGGCAUGCGACCAGAUCUGACGGAUGUACCUUGGCAGCCGCCGGCCGAAAUCCUCUUCACGGACGGGAGCAGUUUCGUCAAAGAUGGAGUCCGCUAUGCGGGAGCCGCAGUGGUAACCGCCUCGGAGGUAAAGUGGGCGCAGUCUUUGGGCCACGGGACAUCCGCUCAGCGAGCUGAAUUGAUAGGCCUGAUCCAAGCAUUGCGCUGGGGAAAGGGCAAGACUGUAAAUAUUUACACCGACAGCCGGUAUGCUUUCGCCACAGCCCACGUACAUGGCGCGCUCUAUCAAGAAAGGGGACUCCUGACUUCAGGAGGAAAGGACAUAAAGAAUAAAGAGGAAAUUUUGGCGCUCCUGGACGCCCUAGGGUUGCCGGCAUGGGUGGUGAUCAUCCACUGUGCUGCGCAUCAGCGAAAUGCCUCGCCAAUCGCCCAAGGGAAUGAUUUUGCUGAUCGAACAGCCCGGGAGGUGGCCCUACAGCCAGUACGGCCCUUCGAACUCCUUCCAAUACAGCUCCGCACCCCCACAUCCUACCAGACCACCCGACUUAUUCCCAGCCGGAGAGAGACCUGGCCACCAGCACUGGGACGCGAACUGGUUAGCCAAAUUCACCAGGCCACACACUUGGGCUCGACCCGCCUGUGUCAACUUGUGCGCUCCUGGUUCUACCUCCCUGGACUGUCCACUAUAGCGGCAUCAAUAUCUUCCAGGUGCCCUUCAUGUGCACAAGUCAAUAUCGCACACUCAAGGGGGUGCCCGGGCGAGCGAUACAGGGGCUCUCAGCCAGGGGAACACUGGGAGGUGGACUUUACAGAAGUCAAGCCAGGAAAAGGGUGCUUCCAAUUCCUUCUCGUCUGGGUGGAUACCUUUUCGGGUUGGGUGGAGUCUUUCCCCACCAAAGGGGAAACCGCGGUCAUAGUGGCCUGGACACUCCUACACCACAUCAUCCCCAGGUUCGGGUUGCCCCUUGCCCUAGGUUCUGAUAAUGGCCCUGCUUUCAUUGCUCAGGUGUCCCAGGCUUUGGCAAAAUCCCUCGGGAUAUCAUGGACACUGCACUGUGUGUACAGACCCCAGAGCUCAGGCCAAGUAGAACACAUGAACCGAACCUUGAAAGAAACACUGACCAAGUAUACCCUGGAAGUUGGCGGUAGCUGGGUAGAUCUCCUCCCGUUUGCUCUUUUGCGGACGAGGUGUUCACCAUACCGGGCUGUGUUUACACCCUUUGAAAUUGUGUUUGGGCACCCUCCGUCGCUGCUCCCUCAUCUUCGAGCAGAGGAGAGGGCGGGGUCAGUUAACCACACGCUCCUUGAGUCCCUGCAGGCACUGGAUAAAGUUCGUCGGGACAUUCGAAGGGUCGUCAGGCCGAGUCCGCCGCCCCCACCAGGCACCACAACACCCUCACCACCAGUAGAGCCGGGGGAAUGGAUCUGGGUUAAGAACUUCCAUCCUGUCACCCUAGGACCUCGUUGGUUGGGACCGUUCCAGGUGAUCCUAUCCACUCCCACGGCUGUUCGAAUUGCUGAAAAGCCCUUCUGGAUUCACCUCCCCCACGUUAAACGAGCAUCUCCACCAGAGCGGCAACCGGGGGUCAUGCGAAAUAGCCUGGACGUGGUUCGGUCCCGGUUGGAGGAGCGUGAUAAGCAUCGCCAGGCAUCCUCCAACUGGUAUCAACGCUUGUUCAAUUGGUCACCAUGGCUCACCAGUCUGCUUUUGUCCUUGGCCGGGCCCCUGCUGGGCCUGCUAUUCUGCUUGGUGUUCGGCCCGGUACUCGUUCGCUGGCUGACUUGCACGAUUCAGGAAAGAGUUAACGCGGCCAAAAUCUUGGCUCUGACCAUCUCGGCCCAUACUGGCUAUUCCCGACUUCCAACUUCUGACCCCAGUCCCUGA
Molecule: messenger RNA, 5289 nt
Organism: Varanus komodoensis (Komodo dragon)
Lineage: Eukaryota; Metazoa; Chordata; Lepidosauria; Squamata; Varanidae
Exons: 4
Biological process (GO): DNA integration; proteolysis; virion assembly
Molecular function (GO): nucleic acid binding; zinc ion binding; RNA-DNA hybrid ribonuclease activity
Source: RefSeq, a predicted model, not a curated record